This is a messenger RNA of Apiotrichum porosum, 2163 nucleotides long. It is a transcript of the gene RSC9, whose product is annotated as Chromatin structure-remodeling complex protein rsc9. The record is from RefSeq and is a predicted model, not a curated record. The transcript has a single exon. The coding region runs from base 1 to 2163 and encodes 720 amino acids. Gene Ontology annotation, molecular function: DNA binding. NCBI's taxonomy places the organism in Eukaryota, Fungi, Basidiomycota, Tremellomycetes, Trichosporonales, Trichosporonaceae. Gene Ontology annotation, biological process: regulation of DNA-templated transcription.
AUGGCCGUUCCUUCAGCUGCCAGGCCGGUCGGCGUGCACCAGCCUCACCUCGGCCACCCACAACAACAACAACAACACGCGCCGGCCCCGGCCCAGCGACCUGUCCAGUCCAUGGCCGCAGGUUACACCCCGAGCACGCGCGAGUUGCAUCCUGGGCCCCGCAACCGUCUAUGGUUGGCACUCCGCUCGGGUGUCGCCGAGGAAGUCGACUGGGCGCUCCCGCGCCUUGUGCUUGCGAGCUUUGAGCGCACCGACGUCUUCAACUUUGAGGCGUGGGUCGACGCCGUCACAGCGCUGCGCGACUGGCCGACCCGCUGGCUCGAGGAGCUCGAGCGUGAGGCCGCCUACGAGGAGAUCAUUAAGAGCCAAGGAGGCGCGUACAAUCAAAAGGCACGCGCUAUUGCUCUCGGCGCCGUCCCGCAGUGGACGCGCGACCCGGCCGUCGAGCAGCGCGCGACCACAUCCCUCCAGAUCCUGCGCAACGCGACCUUUAUGCCGACCAACGCGCACGCGAUGGCCCGCGCGCACUUUGACCAGUUCUUGUUCCGGUUCUUCGACCUGCCCCGCGGAUUCUUGCUCGAGGUCGCGACGCGCUCGCCUGAACCGAUUCAGCACCUCCUCGUCAUUGUGCACAACAUGUACCAGUUCUUGAACUGCAACCCGCAAACGUUCAAGCUGCUCACCGAGGUUCUGCCUUACCUCGCCAUGGACACGCGCGACCUGGGAAUGUUGCUUAUCAUCCUCCCGAUCCUGAUUACGACCUUCAACGUCCAGAUGUUCCCCCCACCGCCUGAAGGGUUCAUCCAGCACAUGCUCUACCUCAUCACAAUCAACCCUCCACCAGCGCUUCUCGAGCUCAUCCUCGAUCUGUUGGCUGCCAUGGCACCGCAGGCGACCUAUGCGCGCACCAUGCUCUGGGACCCUGAUUUCCCCGCACACCUCAAGACGCUCGUCCACUUGCUGCACUACAAGCAGCAGCCGCAAGAGGUCAACAUUGCACCGCCGCACGCAUUCCGUCCAGUCGAGGCCCUCAACCCUGCCAGCGAGGGCGCCAUUGCUCGCCUGGCCAGCAGGCGGCGCGCUGCCGAGCGCGAGCGCGACCAGCAGCGCAUGGAGAUGUUCAACGGACCAGGCGUGUUCCGUGAAGUCGGCGACGCUGCGCCCGCCCUCCCAACAUCGAUCAAAAAGGAGCUCUGGGCCAUGACCGAACCCAAGCGCUCCAUCAACUGGAUGCACGAGACCUUUGUGUACAGCUCGCACUCGCAGCUGUUGCAAGUCACCUUUUGGCACGCGUACCGCGACUUUUUCUCCAACCCUGCCACCGUCGAGCAGCUGCUCAGCGCAUCCGAGGUCAUCAAGAAUGUCCAGGUCGCCUUCCCUGCGGCGCAGGCCAAGCUGUGGGCCGACGAGCGCGGAGAGCGCAAGUUUGUCAUUGCUGGACUUGGUUUCCGCAAUGGCACUGCCGACACGGACCGUUUCGCGUGCGUGUGGGUCGACUGCCCCCAGCGUAUCGGCGCGACCAACCCCGCCGAGCUCUUGGACCACGUCCAAAAGACCCACCUGGGUAUCGCGCCCACAACCUGUGGCUGGGGUUCGUGCCGCAAGGCGCCCUUUAGCGUCAAGCACCUCCUCACCCACCUCCCGCCCGCCGAGGUGCCCAACGUCCCGGAGACACUGCCAGUGUACCAGACCGAGCCGCGCGACAUUCUCCAACAGGCACUCAUCACCAACCGUCCUCCUCCGCUCCUCCCUCUGAACCAGUUGCUCCACUUCACCGUCCAGAUGACCGAGACGGACGCCACGCGCCAGCCCACGGGUGUCGCCUUCCUCGCCGCGCUGACGAUCCGCGGGUUGGCGCGCAACCUCCGCAACGAGAUUGCAGCGGCACGGCCCGAGGAGAUGGGCCUGAGCGACGCGCAGCGGAAAGAGAAGAAGAAGCACCUGGCAGAGGAACGGUUCGGUCUGCCCAUCCCCAUCAACGUGUUGCGCGAGGAAGAGGAAGAAGAGGACGAGGAACGGGGACUGGCCGAGGCGGCCCUUCCCGACAAGGAGCGUGAGCGUGCGCGCGCAGCGUUCCGUGCUGUCGAGGAGAAGGUGCUUGACGUGGUCAACUCGAACGGGGCUGGGCUGGCGCUCUACCUCGGUGACGCCUUUGGCUGGUAA